UUUUCAUCCAACAUCAACCUGCACACAGCCCAGCAGAAACAAAACAAGAGGACAAGUGGAAAUCUGAGUUUUUACCCAAACUUCUAGCCUAGUUAGUCAAACUUCUAAUGCCUAUUUAGAGGAGGCAAAAACAUUUAAAAACUGACAGAAGCUGCAACAAAGAAAGCACCUUUUAACACAAAGUCCUGUAGUGGUGGUUCAUCCGGACAGCUGACCUCCAACCUGAAGUCAAGCCUGAAGCUGUUCGCUGCUACAGACAGAAAAACACUUCACAAGCAGGAUGUCUGAGCUUCCCGUUAUUUCCCGUAUGUCCUUCCUGCUGCUUUGCAUUCUGGGUAUGACCUUGGUGACAUCUGGCUUCCCUCAGCCUCGACUACCUGUCAGAAGUCCUGAUGAUUCAGAGGAAGCUAAACGGGACGACUGGGAUGUCCUCUUCCCUUCUAUUUCGCUCCGUGAUUGGAGCAUCCAUAUGAUGUCAGCACCCAGCCUCAGAGCAGCAGCCAAUAGCAAGGCCGGACUGCUGAGGGAGGCGUGGCUCUUUGACCCGGAGAGGGCCAAGGAAAGCGUGGAGGGGCCGUGGCCGUCUCAAUGGUCGUCUCAGGGAGCCAGGCUGGUGAAGAGGAAUAUGGUGGUGGCUGAUGACGCCGCCUUCAGAGAGAAAAGUAAACUCCUCACCUCCAUGGAGAGACAGAAGUGGCUCAACUCCUACAUGCAGAAACUCCUGGUGGUUAAUUCUUCGUGAUAAUUCAGUUGUUUUAACGUUUUUCAUCAGUUCUGACCAGCUCUCUCAACCCCGCUGGCAAAAAAAAGGGGGUUUUCAGCUGCUCAACAGUAAAACAGAAGAUAGUUCCGACAUUAAACGUUAUUAACUGUAUUUCUAUUUCCUGUAGUUUUAUUCCUUCACUGUAAGUUAUAGAUUUGCCAUCAGAUGGUUAGAUGAAUGAUACACAGAUUUUUGUUGAAAACUGAUGUGAGUUUAAGUGCUAAUUAUUUGGUGACAUUUGAUGAAUUAAUAAAGAUGCAAAUGAUGUUUUUGACUUCUGUAGCUUGUUUUUGACUUCAGACAACAGAAGUUGUAUUACAGUAGCUAGAUUUUAUAGUAUUAUUCUAACAACCCAAACUAUUCUAAUAAUGUAUCUGAUGUUCGUGUUUGUAUUAAUUGAAUAUAUGAAAGUCUGUAAAGGUCCAUAAACACAAUGGCAACAUAUUAUUCAUUACUGGAGACUUUAGGCUUUAAUAUGAAGUUAAAAAACGACACAAUAAAGUCGUGGUACAUACAUUACCAGUGAGGCAACCAUGUUCGUCCUCCUCCCCCUGUACAGCAUGAUGCCACAACCGUUGUGCACCAAUCAUCUGGAACACCCAGAUAAAUAUGUUCUAAAAAACAUUUUUUCUGAAUUAUACAGUUAAUUUGUCAAAAAUCUGCAGACGCUCCAAGGACACAUGCAUAUUUCAUUAUUUCUGCAAUGUAGAUAUGUAUAUGUACUGUUCCAUUUAUUAAAGUCAUUUAGCAAAUUUAAUG
Amphiprion ocellaris (clown anemonefish) is the source of this 1522-nucleotide messenger RNA. It is a transcript of the gene pth2, whose product is annotated as parathyroid hormone 2. The coding region runs from base 281 to 742 and encodes 153 amino acids. The record is from RefSeq and is a predicted model, not a curated record. Gene Ontology annotation, cellular component: extracellular region. Gene Ontology annotation, biological process: neuropeptide signaling pathway. NCBI's taxonomy places the organism in Eukaryota, Metazoa, Chordata, Actinopteri, Pomacentridae. The transcript is spliced from 4 exons.